Tigriopus californicus is the source of this 7209-nucleotide messenger RNA. It is a transcript of the gene rudimentary, whose product is annotated as CAD protein-like. Gene Ontology annotation, biological process: UTP biosynthetic process; L-citrulline biosynthetic process; L-glutamine metabolic process. NCBI's taxonomy places the organism in Eukaryota, Metazoa, Arthropoda, Copepoda, Harpacticoida, Harpacticidae. The transcript is spliced from 7 exons. Gene Ontology annotation, molecular function: dihydroorotase activity; metal ion binding; carbamoyl-phosphate synthase (glutamine-hydrolyzing) activity. Bases 340 to 6987 code for a protein of 2215 amino acids. Gene Ontology annotation, cellular component: cytoplasm; cytosol. The record is from RefSeq and is a predicted model, not a curated record.
UCCCUAUUUCAUUAUUGACGUGAUCUAUCCGCUCAGUUUCUCAUCUUACUUGAGUGCUGUCCGUUUGUUUGUCCAUUGCUCAUGUGUUGAACGAACACCCUCCACAUUCUCAUUCUCAUGAGUAGAUCGAGUUGCGCACAUUUGUUCCACAUCUUGUGCCAUUAUCAUGCGUGGUCAAGAUGUUUAAGAACUGUUUGCUCUGAUCGGUCGCUUUGGUUUAUGUUAAGGUCUGAGAAAGUCUCGACUCAGUUAAUCUCCGUCCUUUCUCGUGGAAAGAGCUCGAGGAUUCUUUGCUAAACAAACUGGGCCUAACAAAUCAGACUCGUUGCUUCCUUCCUCAUGGAUCGUUACCGGCGUUCCAAUUCCGUUCCAUCCGAGGAGCCUAAAGGGACCAAAGCGUUUCUACACUUACAAGAUGGUUCCAUCGUGGAAGGAGUGUCUUUUGGAGCGGAGAGAAGUGUGGGCGGAGAAGUUGUGUUCCAAACUGGCAUGGUGGGGUACACGGAAUCUCUCACGGAUCCCUCCUAUUGUGCUCAAAUCCUCAUUCUCACGUAUCCUUUGGUUGGCAAUUAUGGAAUUCCCGCCGAAUGUCUGAAUGAAGAGACCAACUUGCUAGAAUGGUUCGAAUCUCGAACGAUAUGGGCCAACGGCUUGAUAGUGGAUGAGUUAUGCGAGACUCCCAGUCAUUGGAACCACCGACAAAGCUUGAGCGAAUGGCUUUUGGAACAAAACAUCCCGGCCAUUCGAGGCGUGGACACGCGUGCACUCACCCAAAAGAUCCGAGAGCAUGGGACCAUGUUGGGCAAGAUCGUGGUGGGUGAUGAGGAUGUGAACCAAGUUCCGGAUGUGGAUCCGGGGAAAAUCAAUCUCGUGGCAGAAGUGUCCUUGAAGAACAAGCAAGUGAUUAACCCCAAGGGAUCGCCCACUAUUUGUGUGGUUGAUUGUGGGUUGAAAUACAACCAAGUGAGGUGUUUGGUCAAACGGGGAGCUCGGGUUGAGAUCGUUCCGUGGGAUCAUCCUUUAGACGAAUCAGAAUAUGACGGCCUUUUCUUGAGCAAUGGUCCAGGAGAUCCCCAAGUGUGUGCUAAGACCGUCAAGAAUAUUCAAAACAUUCUUAAAUCAAGUGGGAAAGUGAAACCCAUCUUUGGGAUUUGUUUGGGACAUCAACUUUUGUCUGUGGCUGUUGGUUGUCAAACGAAGAAAAUGAAGUAUGGUAAUCGGGGCCACAACCAACCAUGUGUCCAUCUCACCUCAAAGCGGUGCUUCAUGACCGCUCAAAAUCAUGGUUAUGAUGUUGAUGCCUCAACAAUUCCCAGACAUUGGUCAGCAUUAUUCACGAACGCGAAUGACGGCAGCAACGAAGGUCUAGUUUCCGACGACCUACCCGUCUUCUCGGUCCAAUUCCACCCCGAGCAUACUGCCGGGCCCGAGGAUCUAGAAUGUCUCUUUGACGCUUUUUUCGAUCUGAUUCGACACCCGGACACCAAAGCCGCUGUGGCUGUGGCGGAUCAAAUCAAGAAAAUUAAUCCGAGCUUUGCGGCAUUGGAUCCCGAGCAAAACUCCACCAAGCCUCGGAAAGUGCUGAUCCUAGGCUCGGGAGGUCUUUCUAUUGGUCAAGCCGGAGAGUUUGAUUAUUCCGGGUCACAAGCUAUCAAAGCUUUAAAAGAAGAAAAUGUGUCCACCAUCUUGAUCAACCCUAACGUGGCCACUGUUCAAACCAGCAAAGGUUUAGCUGAUAAGGUCUACUUCUUGCCCAUCACCACGGAAUACGUCGAACAGGUGAUUGAAUCUGAGCGCCCUGAUGGGGUUCUUUUGACCUUUGGCGGUCAGACAGCCUUGAAUUGUGGUGUUGAACUAGAUCGGAUGGGAAUUUUCUCCAAAUACAACGUAAAGAUCUUGGGUACGCCCAUCAAGUCGAUCGUAGACUCGGAAGAUCGGAAGUUAUUUGCUGAAAGGAUCGCUGAAAUCGGAGAGAAAGUGGCUCCUUCGUGUAUCGUGAGCACUGUGGAUGAAGCCCUUCAAUCUGCUCAUCAACUUGGCUAUCCGGUUUUGGCCCGAGCCGCCUAUGCCUUGGGAGGUUUGGGCUCCGGAUUUGCCAACAACGAUCGAGAACUGCAGAAAUUGACCAAGACGGCGUUUGCUCACUCGUCUCAAGUCAUCAUUGAUAAGUCCCUUAAAGGCUGGAAGGAGGUUGAAUACGAGGUGGUUCGAGAUGCUUACGACAACUGCAUUACGGUUUGCAAUAUGGAAAAUUUGGAUCCAUUGGGAAUUCACACGGGGGAAUCAAUUGUAGUGGCCCCGAGUCAGACCUUGACGAAUCGAGAGUACAACAUGCUUCGGACAACCGCUAUCAAUAUCAUCCGUCAUUUGGGCGUGGUGGGCGAGUGUAAUGUUCAAUACGCCCUCAACCCGAAAUCCGAACAAUACUUUAUCAUCGAAGUGAAUGCUCGUUUGUCUCGGAGCUCAGCCUUGGCUAGUAAAGCCACGGGAUAUCCUCUGGCCUACAUUGCCGCCAAAUUGGCGUUGGGUCGAUCUUUGUCUGACUUGAAGAACACGGUCACGGGGUGUACAACGGCUUGCUUCGAGCCAAGUCUGGAUUAUUGCGUGGUUAAGAUCCCUCGCUGGGAUAUGAGCAAGUUUUCGCGUGUGAGCACCAAGAUCGGGAGUUCCAUGAAAUCGGUGGGUGAAGUCAUGGCCAUAGGUCGAAAAUUCGAGGAAGCCAUCCAGAAAGCACUUAGGAUGGUGGACGAGUCCGUUCAAGGUUUCGACCCUUAUGCCAAGCCUGUUUGUGAGGAGGAACUUCGCGAACCCACGGAUAAACGCAUGUUCGUUUUGGCUUCAGCCAUGAAGGCUGGAUAUUCCAUUGACAAGCUUUACGAGCUCACCAAGAUCGACCAUUGGUUUUUAAGCAAGCUCCGAAACAUCAUCGAUUGGUACGAGAUAUUGGAAAAGAAACACGUCGGGAACAUCACCGGUAACAUUUUGAACGGGGCCAAACAGUUGGGAUUCAGUGAUAAGCAGAUCGCGGCUGUGAUGGAAAGUUCCGAGAUGGUGAUUCGAUCCCGGCGACGAGAGUUCGGGAUCACUCCUUGGAUCAAGCAGAUCGACACCGUGGCUGCCGAAUGGCCGGCCUCGACCAACUAUCUGUAUCUGACCUACAAUGGCUCGUGCCACGACGUGGAGUUCUCCACUCAGCCUCACACCAUGGUCAUCGGGUCGGGGGUGUAUCGCAUUGGCAGUUCGGUCGAGUUCGAUUGGUGCGCCGUCGGUUGUAUUCGUGAGCUCCGGAGGCUGGGCAAGAAAACCAUCAUGGUCAAUUACAAUCCUGAAACCGUGAGCACCGACUACGAUAUGUGCGAUCGUCUCUACUUUGACGAGAUCUCGUUCGAGGUGGUCAUGGACAUUUAUCAGUUGGAACAUCCAGAAGGCGUGAUCCUGAGUGUGGGCGGGCAAUUGCCCAAUAACAUUGCCAUGAGUCUCUACCGGCAGAAAGUGAACGUGUUGGGAACCUCUCCGGAGAGCAUUGAUAACGCCGAGAAUCGCUACAAGUUUUCUCGAUUGUUGGAUACCAUCGAAAUCAAGCAACCCAGGUGGAAGGAGCUCAAAGACUUCCACUCUGCUCGAGAUUUCUGCCAGCAAGUAGGAUUUCCGUGCCUGGUUCGACCCUCCUAUGUCCUGAGUGGUGCCGCCAUGAACGUGGCUCAUAAUGUUCAGGAUCUGGAGACCUAUCUGAACGAAGCUACGGCGGUCAGGCUCAGUAAAGAACACCCCGUUGUCAUUAGCAAGUUUAUCACGGAUGCCAAGGAGAUUGAUGUGGAUGCCGUGGCGCGCAAGGGCGAGAUUAUCUGCAUGGCUGUAUCCGAACAUGUGGAAAAUGCGGGUGUUCAUUCAGGGGACGCCACUCUUGUCACCCCACCAGGGGAUAUCAAUGACGAAACUUUGCAGAAAAUCAAGGACAUCACUUACAAGAUUGCUCAAGCCUUGUUCGUGUCCGGUCCCUUUAAUAUGCAACUCAUUGCCAAGGACAACGAGCUCAAGGUCAUUGAGUGUAAUCUCCGGGUGUCUCGAUCAUUUCCCUUUGUCUCCAAGACUUUAGGCUAUGACUUCAUUGCCACAGCCACCAAUGUGAUUGUGGGCAAUAACCCGGAACCAAUUGACGUGCUCCACGGAAUCGGAAAGGUUGGAGUAAAGGUCCCUCAAUUCUCGUUCUCUCGCUUGGCGGGUGCAGAUGUGACUCUGGGCGUGGAAAUGUCUUCCACCGGGGAAGUAGCUUGCUUUGGAGAGGAUCGCUUUGAGGCCUAUUUGAAGGCCAUGAUGAGUACCGGCUUCAAAAUCCCGCAAAGCAAUAUUUUACUCUCUGUCGGAUCGUACAAGCACAAAGUGGAAAUCCUGCCUAGCAUCCGAUUGCUACAUGAAUUGGACUACAAGCUUUAUGGUAGCUUGGGCACAUCGGAUUACUUUCGAGAGCACGGUAUACCCGUUGAACCGAUCGAGUGGAUGUACGAAAACUUGGGUGAUGACAUCAAAAUCAACUCCAUGGCCGGUCAAAUGGUCAGUAUGGCAGAUUACCUGAGUAACAAACACUUUGAUAUGGUGAUCAACUUGCCGAUGAGAACAUGUGGAGCAGGUCGAGUCUCUUCUUUCAUCCCAACGUAUGGAUAUCGAACCCGCAGAAUGGCUAUUGACUACAGUGUGCCUUUGAUCACGGAUGUGAAAUGCGCCAAGCUGCUCAUCGAGUCCAUUGGAAAACUGAAAAAGCAAUCUCCGAAACUCAAGACCCACAUUGAUUGCAUCUCCAGUAGCCGCAUCGUCCGGUUGCCAGGGCUGAUCGACCCUCACGUUCAUCUACGCGAUCCUGGAGCCACUCACAAAGAAGAUUUCGCCACGGGGACGGCAGCCGCUUUAGCCGGUGGUGUGACCAUGAUGCUGGUCAUGCCCAACACCAACCCUUCUAUUGUGGAUGCAGAGACCUUGACCAUGGCCAAGGGUAUUGCUCGCCAAAAGGCGUACUGUGAUUAUGCAUUGAAUGUCGGCGCCUCUGCUGGUAAUGCCAAACUCAUUGCACCCUUGGCCAAGCAAGUGGGAGCUUUAAAGAUGUACCUCAAUGAAACAUUUACCACGCUUAGAUUGGACAACAUGACUGAUUGGAUGACCCACUUUGAACAUUGGCCUUUGACCUCUCCAAUUUGCGUUCAUGCUGAAGGCCGUAGCACUGCGGCAGCUAUUCUUUUGGCUAGCUUGUACGACCGACCUUUACAUAUUUGUCACGUGGCGCGGAAGGACGAGAUCGAGAUCAUCAAGGCGGCUAAACUGAAGGGUCUGGCGAUCACGUGUGAGGUGUGCCCUCAUCAUUUGUUCCUGACCGAAGAACAUGCCAAAGCCAUGGGCAAUGCUGGGCAGGUUCGGCCGAACUUAGUCACCAAGGAGGAUCAGAACGCCUUAUGGGAAAAUCUGGAGUUCAUCGACUGUUUUGCCACUGACCAUGCUCCACAUACACUGGAAGAAAAAAACAGCGAACAAAGUCCUCCCGGAUUCCCUGGAUUGGAGACAAUACUGCCUUUAAUGCUGACGGCUGUCAAUCUUGGCCGCAUGACCUUGAACGACCUCAAGCAGAAAAUGCAUGACAACGCUAAAAGGAUCUUCAAUCUGCCCACCCAGUCCGAUACUUACAUCGAAGUUAACAUGGACGAAGCGUGGACCAUUCCAGAGGAAACGACCUUCAGUAAAGCCAAGUGGACCCCCUUCGCGGGGAUGCCCGUCAUUGGACGUCUCAAACGAGUGGUCUUGCGUGGCAAGCUGGCUUUUGUCGAUGGCCAAGUUCUAAUUGAUCCAGGAUUUGGCGAAGAUGUCCGCACUUGGAAGCAAAAGCUAACCACCUUGACGGCUCUAGCCAAGGAUCCAGUUGGACCCAGAUCAAACUCGUCUUUGACCAACACUUCAAUCAAAAAUGCGAACAUGGCGCCCAUCGUGGAGACUAAACCAUCCCCUCGCCCAAGUCCACAAACCUUGCAAAAGAAGCUCUCGAUCCCCGUUGGGAUUCCCAUGAUUCGAACUCAUCACGACCUUCAGAAUCGGCACGUCCUGGAAUCGACCAUGUUUGACAAGGACACGCUAUAUUCGAUCUUCAAUCUGGCAGAGACGUUUCGAUCGUGUGUGGCCUUGGACCAAUCGAUUGAUCACAUUCUCAAGGGCAAGGUCAUGGCCUCCAUGUUCUACGAGGCCAGUACCAGGACCUCGUUGAGCUUUUCAGCGGCCAUGCAGCGUCUGGGCGGACGGGUUAUCCAGAUGGAUGUAAGCACAUCAUCCGUGAAGAAGGGUGAAUCGCUGGAGGAUUCCGUGCAAGUCAUGGCCGGUUAUAGCGAUGUCGUGGUCAUUCGACACCCCGAGCCUGGCGCGGUGGAUCGAGCUGCCAAAGUGUGCCUAAAGCCCGUGAUUAAUGCGGGCGACGGUGUGGGCGAGCAUCCAACUCAAGCUCUACUAGACGUGUUCACCAUUCGCUCAGAGAUUGGCACGGUCAAGAACCUCACCGUGACCAUGAUCGGCGACUUGAAACAUGGUCGCACUGUCCACUCUCUGGCCAGAAUUUUGACACUCUACGAAGGAGUUCAACUUCGAUAUGUGUCACCCAAGGGUCUUGGCAUGCCCAAGAAUGUUCGAGAUUACGUCCAAGCGGUUGGGGUGCCGCAAACCGAUUUCCCAUCAUUGGAGAAAGCCAUUCAAGACACGGACGUCUUGUACGUGACUAGGAUUCAAAAGGAGCGAUUCGAAUCCGAGUCGGAAUAUGAGAUUGCCUGUCAAAACUACAUUGUCAAUGACAAGACCAUGCAUCAUGCCAAGGAGAAGAUGGCCGUUCUUCACCCUUUGCCUCGGGUUUUUGAGAUCUCGCCCGAGUUCGAUAAUGAUACCCGAGCCGCUUACUUCCGACAGGCUGAGAAUGGAUUAUACGUGAGGAUGGCUCUAUUGGCCAUGGUUCUGGGGAAAUGCUAAGAUGAAUGAUGUACACCCCACAGCUUGGCAAUACAAACAUAAUUAUUGGCCAAUUUUAAACUGGACACGAGUCUCGAAGAACAUUUUCUGUCAGAAGGAACUUGUUGCCAUCGAUCACGUUGUCAUUGAUGGAUACUUGUUUGACGCAACCCGAGAAAUAUUGCUCAGUAUCUGAAAAACAAAAAAGAGGAGAAUAAACAUCAUGUCUGGUUCCGCUUGUUA